Molecule: messenger RNA, 819 nt
Organism: Paralichthys olivaceus (Japanese flounder)
Lineage: Eukaryota; Metazoa; Chordata; Actinopteri; Pleuronectiformes; Paralichthyidae
Source: RefSeq, a predicted model, not a curated record
UUGUUUAGUUUCUCAGGAAGUGAGAAGGCCAAGAUGGUGAGUGAGGAGUUGCUGCUUCGUCUCAACGACAGUGAGUAUAAGAACUGGCUGAAGGCAGGACGGUGUCUGCUCAUUCUGAAGAGUGGCCUCCAUCCAUUCACCAGCCAGCACAUGAGAGGUUUCCACAGAGAUCUGCUCACACACAGCCCGGGGCUCAGGAGGCCCUGUGAGACCAAUGCAUGCAGACCCAGAGGGAACAAGGUGAUCCAAUACAGGAACGACUUAAUGCAUUCUUGUGAGUUGCGUAUGAAAGACGAGUGGAUGAGACGUUACCAGACAACUCUGAAACACUUUGUGCGGCAGUUCAGCCACGUACCACAGAUGGCAACAGUUGGAAAAGAAAUUGAUGAGAUGCUGACUGUCGAUUUGUCUGUAUGUGUCUCUGGUUUGGACCAAAUGGACGCUGCUACUGCACAGGGUCUAGAGUGUGAUUCUUUCGGCCAAUCGAGGGCCAUCGUUGACUUAGUGAGCCAAUGGGAAACUGAGUUGCUCCAAGAGAAGCUGCAGGAGUUACUGCAUACUGAUGACGAUGAGGAUGCUGAGACACGGGACACUGAGCAGCUGAAGAGGCUUGGUGGUUUCCUGCAAGCGAACAGAGAUUUGGGGGAGAGGUUUUCUGCAGAGCUUCAGGCCAUCGACUCACUACAGGCCAGAUGAAUGAGAAAAGACGAACAAGGAGCAAAUUGAACACUAUGUAUUUUAUUUGUAUUUGAAUUUAAGUUGAAGAUUUGUCACAGUGUAUGUACAUGCAUAUAAUAUUUUAUUAAAAAUGUAAAUGAU